Plasmodium knowlesi strain H is the source of this 975-nucleotide messenger RNA. RefSeq names its product 40S ribosomal protein S6, putative. Gene Ontology annotation, biological process: translation. Gene Ontology annotation, molecular function: structural constituent of ribosome. Gene Ontology annotation, cellular component: ribosome. The transcript has a single exon. The record is from RefSeq and is a predicted model, not a curated record. Bases 1 to 975 code for a protein of 324 amino acids. NCBI's taxonomy places the organism in Eukaryota, Apicomplexa, Aconoidasida, Haemosporida, Plasmodiidae.
AUGAAGCUGAACAUCUCGAACCCACUGAACAAUGUUCAGAAAAGCAUAGAAAUCGACGACGAGAAGAAGCUACUGCCCUUCAUGGAGAAGCGCAUAGGAAACGUCGUCCCCGGGGAUUCCAUAGGCGAAGAAUUUUUAGGAUACGUAUUUAGGAUAACCGGAGGAAAUGACAAGCAGGGAUUUCCAAUGAUGCAAGGAGUGCUAACGAACCACAGGGUCAGGUUGCUAUUUAAAAAAGGCAUGAAAUGUUAUAGGCCAAGGAAAAAGGGAGAAAAAAGACGAAAGUCUGUAAGAGGAUGUAUAGUAGGCCAAGAUUUGUCAGCACUAAAUCUAACCCUAGUGAAGAAAGGUACAAAUGAAAUCCCAGGAUUGACCGAUAAAGCAGUGGGAAAGAAGCUAGGACCAAAGAGAGCUUCAAAAAUUAGAAAGCUUUUCAACCUUGACAAAACGGAUGAUGUUAGAAAGUAUGUCAUCGGAAGAGCCAUUUCGAAAAAUGGAAAGAACAGAUUUAUCAAGCCAAAGAUACAAAGACUUGUUACAGAAAAGAGGCUAUUACGUAAGAGAUCACUCAUGGCAAAGAAGGAAAAACACAGAUUGGAAAAGAAAAAAGUAAUUAAGGAAUAUAAAAAGCUAUUGAACCAGUACAAAAAUGGACUGCUGACAAACACCGAUGAAAAUGCCGGAAAAAAGAAAAAAGUUAAAAAGACCCUUGCGAAAGAUACCAAGAAAAAAGAUAAAAAAAAUCUUAAGGGGGACAAAGCAGAAGCAGGCAAAAAGGAUACCGUUAAAAAGGAUGGUACCAAAAAGGAGGUAGCCAAGAAAGACGCAGGAAAGAAAGCAGCAUCUGGAUCCGCAGCAACGGCCAAAGUUAAAGAAGAGAAGAAAUCCAAGCAGGACAACAAAGCGGUGAAGGUGGAGAAGAAGGCCCCCGCCAAGCCCAAGAAGGAGGAAGUCAAGGGUGGCAAGAAGAAGUAA